Molecule: messenger RNA, 696 nt
Organism: Ipomoea nil (Japanese morning glory)
Lineage: Eukaryota; Viridiplantae; Streptophyta; Magnoliopsida; Solanales; Convolvulaceae
Exons: 1
Coding region: 1-696 (231 amino acids)
Source: RefSeq, a predicted model, not a curated record
AUGGGUUUUGAUUCAACUCAUGUGGCUGCUCUUAUUGACAAAUUGGCUCUUGAAUUUAAAAUCCGUGAUAUGGGUAUGCCUUUUUUUUUUUUGGGUAUUGAGACUGUUCCGGUGUCUGGAGGCAUGCUUCUGUCUCAGCAACGGUAUAUGAAGGAUAUUCUCAAGCGAGCAGGUAUGGUGGAUUGCAAGCCCGGUGCCACGCCAGUUUCCACCACAAAAGCCGUGACAGGUGAUGAGGUUCCAUAUGCUGACCCCACUCAGUACCGCAGCCUUGCAGGUGCUCUGCAAUAUCUUACGGUAACCUGUCCUGAUCUCUCUUAUUCUGUUAAUCGUUUGUGUCGGCACAUGCACUCUCCUACUACGGCGGACUGGGCGGCUCUGAAGAGAGUUUUACGGUAUGUGAAUGGGAUACUCAAUCUUGGUCUCAAUAUUUCCUCUUCUACCUCUCUGGAUAUUCAUGCAUAUUCUGAUUCGGAUUGGGCCGGCAAUCCGGAUGACCGAAAGUCAACUAGUGGUUUCGCUGUGUUUCUGGCGAGCAAUCUUGUUUCAUGUGUAUGUCGAAAACAGCGCACUGUGGCUCGUUCCUCAACUGAAGCUGAGUACAAAGGGCUGGCUGAUGUUUCUGCAGAAGUUACUUGGCUUGUUUCUCUGAUGAAGGAAAUUGAUUUUGCACCAUCUUCUGCGCCUAAGCUCUAG